Messenger RNA from Ostreococcus tauri, 897 nucleotides. Its product is annotated as Zinc finger, HIT-type. NCBI's taxonomy places the organism in Eukaryota, Viridiplantae, Chlorophyta, Mamiellophyceae, Mamiellales, Bathycoccaceae. Gene Ontology annotation, cellular component: nucleus; pre-snoRNP complex. The record is from RefSeq and is a predicted model, not a curated record. The transcript has a single exon. The coding region runs from base 1 to 897 and encodes 298 amino acids. Gene Ontology annotation, biological process: maturation of LSU-rRNA from tricistronic rRNA transcript (SSU-rRNA, 5.8S rRNA, LSU-rRNA); box C/D snoRNP assembly; snoRNA localization.
AUGCCCGCGCUCGCGGACACGACGUGCGCGUCCUGCGCGAGCGCGCGGUCGCGGUAUCGAUGCCCCGCGUGCGACGCGACGUCGUGUUCGUUGGCGUGCGUUAAAGCGCACAAAAUUGAGAAAUCGUGCGACGGGAAGCGACGCCGCGACGCCUUCGUCGAGUUAAAGCGGCUCACGGACGCGGACGUGGUGCGAGAUUAUCGGUUCUUAGAGGAAAUGGGCGCGGUGGGGGAGCGAGCGCGGCGGUGGCGACCGAGCGGGGACGCGACGACGCGCGGCGACGGCGAGCGGGUGAGCGGCGGCGGACGCGGCGGACGCGGCGGACGCGGCGGUAGAGGGGGACGGAAUCGGGAUGAUCGGUCGAGAAUGGUCUUAGGAAAGGAACAGGAGGCGCUGCGUGCGAAGUGCGCCGAGCGCGGCGUCGAGGUGCGAUUCGUCGCGGAGGGCAUGGAGCGAAGGCGGAGGAACGCGACGGUAUGGAAUCGGAAAGAUGACGAACUGCGCUGGCGAUUGGAGUGGGUGUUUCACAUCGACGGUGCGCGCGUGGUACGAAUCGACGAGAGUGCGGGCGAAAACGCGACGCUGAGCGAAUUCUACGCCGCACACGUGCGAGAGUUGACGUUGGCGGUUGAAAACAAACCGUCCAUGGCUCCGUUCAAGCUCGCCGCGUUCAAAGAGAAGGAUGGCUUCUGCGUCUUCACCGAGGAGUUCGGCACCCCGGCGAACGCCAAGCUCUGGCACGCGAUCGACGUCCACGACGCGAUCGCCACAGCUCUACGCGGCAAAACCGUCAUCGAGUUCCCGACGUUUCACGUCGUCCCGUCGUCCGCGCGCGCCGACUUCGCCCUCGCCCCCGACCCAUCACCCGCCCAAUCCGACCCUCGUACCGACGUGUAA